ACUCCUCAACUAAUAACAAUACAAUUUCAAGCAAUAUGAGUUUCUACAAUAAUUUCUUUGAUUCCGAUUUUGAAGAUUUCUUUAACAGAGGUUUCUUCAAUAGACCAAGAAGAUAUGAAUCUUCUAUCCCUAAUGGUUAUUUCACUCCUAGAAGAUUGAUUGGUAAUACUUAUCCUCCUGCUAGAUCAUUGAUUCCUUAUGGUUAUCCAGGUGAGGUUUUCCCAACUGCUUUUGAUGAUGAUUUCUUUAAGCAUUUCAAUGAUGGUAAGAUGUUUGUUGGGUUUGAUAAUAAUGUUGAUUUAAAAGAAGAACAGGAUAAGUAUGUUGUUACUUGUAAGUUUGAUGAUUUGACUAAUAAGGAUUUCAAAGUUGAUUUCCUUAAGAAAGAAAAUGAAUUGAAAAUCAGUGUCGCUCAAAAGAUUUCCAAGACAGAUGAACAAACUGGUGCUAAAUCUGAAAGUUCAAGCAAUUAUCUGAGUAGUCUUAAAUUUGAUAAACCAGUCAAUCCAACUGCUAUUACAGCAGAAACUAAAGAUGGUAAUGUUUUGAUCACAGUUCCAAAAGUCGAAUCUGAUGCUGAAAAUGUGGUUACUAUUCAAUUCAAUAAUAAUGGUGAUAAUGUCAAGCAUGUUAUUGAUGAAAAACCAGCCAUUGCAAAUCAAGUUGAAAAUGAAAGCAAGUAAAUAGGUAAUUGUUAUGUAACUGGUUUUAUAUAGGUAAUUAUAUAUUUUUGUGAAUGAAUGUGAAUUGAAUUAA
Scheffersomyces coipomensis is the source of this 756-nucleotide messenger RNA. It is a transcript of the gene HSP21, whose product is annotated as Hsp21p. The record is from RefSeq and is a predicted model, not a curated record. The coding region runs from base 36 to 683 and encodes 215 amino acids. NCBI's taxonomy places the organism in Eukaryota, Fungi, Ascomycota, Pichiomycetes, Serinales, Debaryomycetaceae. The transcript has a single exon.